AUGGACUCCUCCCACACUCUUUUGACAGAGCCCGCACGACUUGAGCAGCGACAGACUGCUUUCGACAAUGGCGAUCAAAUGACAUCCUCCUCAGCCAAGCAAAGCACACAUAUCGACGACAAAGAAUCAGAUAUGGAGAAAGGCAUCUUCAAUGGAGAAGACCUGGACAUCUCAGCUGCAGCCGAGAGCAUUGAGAGCAAGAAGGAGGAGGCUCAGAAUACCGCAGUGAUGCCGAAUGAGAAGGAGAAAGAUCCCAAUCUCGUCGGAUGGGAAGGCGAACUGUAUGGCCGUCGAACCCCGCUCUUCAUCGGCUACUUCAUCUUUGCAAUUUUCCAGAUUCCCGUCGCCGUCGCCCGUAACGUCGAAACAAUCAUGCUCUUCCGAUUCCUCCAAGGCGUCUUCGGCGCGUCAACGAUGGCUAUCAUCGGGGGUGCACUCGCUGACUUCUGGGGCCCCGUGGAGCGAGGACUUGCGCUCGGACUAUUCACUGGGGCAGUAUUUAUCGGGCCAGUAGCAGGCCCAAUUGCAGGUGGCUUCAUCGUCAUGAACAACAACCUAGGCGGGUGGAUCUCCGAAAUAUCGCCCAGCGGUACCUUCUCCGCCCUGCUGCGAUCCUACCCCAUCGCUUUUCAAGAGCAACGGCAUUGGAAUCUUGGUGUUGGGGCACUCCCCUUCUUAGGUAUCACCGUCGGCGUUUUGAGUGGGGUGGCGAUUGUAGUCUAUGCAUCACAAACCCGCUUCAAACGCAAAAUGAUCGCUAAUGGCGGCAAACCUAUUCCCGAGGAGCGUCUUCUGCCAAUGAUCCUCGGCUCCAUUCUCCUCCCCAUCGGGCUCUUCUGGUUCGCAUGGACAAGCAGUCCAUCUGUGCAUUGGGCGGCCCAAGUCUUCGCCGGCAUCCCGAUUGGCUUGGCCGUCGAGCUCGUCCUCCUACAAGGCAUGUCCUACCUCAUCGACGUCUACCUCAUGUACGCCAAUUCAGCUCUUGCCGGCAAUACUUUUGUCCGCAGUUUGUUCGGAGCUGGAUUUCCAAUGUUCGCAGCAGGAAUGUAUCAUAACUUGGGUGUCAAUUGGGCAACAAAAAAUCAGGGGUUGGAGUAA
Mollisia scopiformis is the source of this 1098-nucleotide messenger RNA. Its product is annotated as MFS general substrate transporter. The record is from RefSeq and is a predicted model, not a curated record. The transcript is spliced from 5 exons. Gene Ontology annotation, molecular function: transmembrane transporter activity. Gene Ontology annotation, biological process: transmembrane transport. Bases 1 to 1098 code for a protein of 365 amino acids. NCBI's taxonomy places the organism in Eukaryota, Fungi, Ascomycota, Leotiomycetes, Helotiales, Mollisiaceae.